This is a messenger RNA of Hemibagrus wyckioides, 5301 nucleotides long. RefSeq names its product polypeptide N-acetylgalactosaminyltransferase 17 (gene galnt17). The transcript has 12 exons. Gene Ontology annotation, cellular component: Golgi apparatus. Lineage: Eukaryota; Metazoa; Chordata; Actinopteri; Siluriformes; Bagridae. The record is from RefSeq and is a predicted model, not a curated record. The coding region runs from base 602 to 2422 and encodes 606 amino acids.
UUUAGGAGGGCAGUAUGCGGUUUGGGACGGAGCCAUACUAACAGAGGCUGCACGUUCAUUCGUGUCACCCAAACCACUUCCCUGCGAAAACACUGUUAUUAAAGCCUCCAGUGCCAGGCAAUGACAAAUAUUUAAUAACAAAUCGUUCCGAGAAGAAAAGGAUUCGAGAUGAUGCAGAAGAAACAGACGCGGUUUGCAUUCGGAUUUAUUUCUGUAGCGCUCCGCGGUGUUUUUUGUGUCUCCUAGCGCGUCUGCGGAGGAUUUUCGCCGUGAUCUCUCUUUAUAAACCCACAGGCGAGCCACAAGCUUCUCAGAUUCGAAGGCUUUUCAUCAUCAUCAUCAUCAUCACCUCUGCGAUCAUGUGGAGCUCGUCUGCGUGACCCCUGCACCACCCUUUAACCAUUCAGGUCCUCUUUAAGGACUCUUCACACAGACUACAGAGCAGGUGGACGAAAACAUUCAUCUAACGAAGAGAAAUCAUCCACUUUUCUGUUUUCUUCUGAAUGCACACAUGGGGACUGGAGAUUUCCAUGUCAUUUCCUGGCUAACGUAAAGACCGAAUGGAGAAACUCGUUUAGAAGAUGCAUGUCAUCAGGGCGAAAUGAUCCGUUUCAGGUUGCUGUUGUCCUUAAUGGCUUUUAUGAUGAGAAGAUGGAAGGUGUUGGUGGUGCUGAACGCCUUUGCGGUAGCGGGUUUCUUCACUUUUUGGGGAAAGUGUGAUGUACGGCUGAACAAACUUGUUAACGGUCACACUCGCCUCAAUGGAUCUUCUUCAGAUGCAAGCAUCAGUCACGAGGUCCUGCUGAAGAGGCUUGGCUCGUUGGAAGAUGUGGUUUACAGGCAGCUAAAUGGUUUGUCCAAAUCUCUUGGUCUUAUUGAGGGCUUCAGAGGCCAGGGAAAAGGUGGCUUUCAUGCCACACUGACUCCCGAGGAGGAAAAGCAAGCCAAAUACCUGCAGGAGAAGUACGGCUACAAUGCGUUCCUGAGUGACAGGAUUUCCCUGGACAGGACUAUCCCAGACUAUCGGCCCAACAAGUGCAAAAACAUGUUUUAUCCCAGAGACCUGCCCCAGAUCUCCCUUAUCUUCAUCUUUGUGAACGAGGCGCUGUCAGUGAUCCUGCGAUCUGUGCACUCGGCCGUCAAUCACACUCCGCCUCAUCUGCUGAAGGAGAUCAUUCUAGUAGACGAUAACAGUGAUGACGAGCAACUGAAAGGUCCACUUGAAGAAUAUGUCAAUAAACGGUACCCAGGCCUUGUCAAAAUCGUGCGCAAUCAGAAGCGAGAGGGCCUCAUCCGUGCUCGCAUCGAGGGCUGGAAAAUAGCCACAGGGGAGGUGACAGGCUUUUUCGAUGCCCACGUAGAAUUCACCCCUGUUUGGGCUGAACCAGUUCUAUCCAGAAUUAAGCAAGACCCCAAGAGGAUUAUCCUACCCUCAAUAGACAACAUCAAACACAAAUCAUUUACCCUGGAGCGCUAUGAGAACUCAGGCCAUGGUUUCAACUGGGAGCUGUGGUGCAUGUACAUCAGUCCUCCGAAGCAAUGGUGGGACGAGGGAGACACUUCUGCACCCAUCAGGACGCCUGCAAUGAUAGGCUGUUCAUUUGUGGUAAACCGGCACUACUUUGGAGAGUUGGGUCUGCUCGACUCCGGCAUGGAUGUCUAUGGUGGAGAAAAUAUAGAGCUUGGAAUUAGGGUUUGGCUAUGUGGGGGCAGUAUGGAGGUCUUGCCAUGCUCUCGGGUGGCACACGUUGCCAGGACGAAGAAGCCAUACCACAGCAACAUAGCCUUUCACACCAGGCGCAAUGCACUGCGGGUGGCUGAAGUAUGGCUGGAUGAGUACAAGUCUAAUGUGUACAUGGCCUGGAACAUUCCAAUGGAGAACCAUGCUAUUGAUUACGGCGACAUAUCAGAGCGUGUGGCACUGAGGAAACGUCUGCAGUGUAAAAACUUUGAGUGGUACCUCGAUAACAUCUACCCAGAGAUGAGGCGAUACAACAGCACACUGUUUUAUGGAGAAAUUCGUAACUCCAACGUGACCCAUCUGUGUGUGGACCAGGGUGUGAAGGAGAACCACACAGCAACCCUUCACCCUUGCCAUGGAUGGAACCCACAGCUUGGCCGCUAUACCAAGGAGGGAUACCUGUUUGUGGGACCUUUGGGAAGCACUGGAGAUGACACCUGCUGUGUGAUUGAUGAUAUGAUCAGCAGCUUCCCUCAGAUCGUCAACUGCGACAAAGUGUCCAACAUGGGACAAAAGACAUGGAACUUUGUACAGAAUGAAUCGAUCGUGAACCGGGCCACAGGUCGCUGCCUAGAGGUGGUAAAGGCCAACGUGUCCUUCGGCUAUGCGCUGGUUCUGCAGGCCUGCACUGGUCAGAGGUGGAACAUCAAAAACACGGUGAGGCAGCAACAGGGACUCUGAGGGAGUCCAAACCAGCAAAUAAGACUGGUACACGCAAAACGCCAGAAGGGUUGAAAAGUACAGCAAGGGACUGCUUUCAGCUUUGUGGUCUGAUCUGACUUCCUUGAUUUAGAGUUUAUUAGGAGUGAACUGCUCUCAGAGAAACUCUCCACACUCAGUCCUUCUACACAACAAGAGCUUUUGAUAGAUAUAUGUGUGUUCCUCAAAAAGAGUGGCCAUCUACUAGAAACUUUAAUAAAAAAAAAGGACCAAAAAAUCAUACUAUGGAACAAUACUGGUUCAAGAAGUUUUAAUAACAGCAUUCCAUGUCAAGUAAAACCUUUUCUUCAGGGUGCUACAAACAUUUAGCUCUUUUUGGGGUUUUAAGUGGUCUCUUUCAUCUAUUGCUUAUAUAUUUUGCCUAUUAUAGAAGUCAUGGACUAUUUCUGUUCUUUUGUCUUUCACUAGCUCAGUGGAAAAUGCUCAUAAUGACGGAUGUACAGUUCAUUUGCUUAGGCUUUACUAUUUGUUUGUGGAUAUUGAUUGUUUUUGUUUAAUCUCACAUCCCAUGAAGAAGACAUUCCUUUUUUUAAGUAACAGAAUCUGUUGUUGACUUAAAAAACUCAGUAGCAUGACCUCUUAAUAUGCAAAAGGGAAAUAAUUCUACAGUAGAGUAAAAUUUGUGUAGGUAUAUUAAGAUAUAGUUAGGUAAGAUAUUUUUUGAAUUUUAGACUGAGUGUAAUAAGACGUGUGUAAAUGAAUGCUGCUGGUGCUCAUGGUCAAAUGGUUUUGGUGAUGGAAAUUCUCCCAUACUGUCUUCCAUUAAAUAAAAAAGACAUUUUAAAUAAAAUGAUGAAUUACUCUGCUUGGGUAUCACAUGUGAGUGAACAACCAGAUUAGAAGAAGUUAAUUGCACUGGCUACAUAAAAUAAAUUAUGUUUUUAAUAAGAGCAGAAUAGAUAUUCCUUUUCCCCAAGUAACCUCUAGAAUCUUCCAAGUCCACAUAUGUUGGGUAUGUGCGCAUUGAAUGCAUGUUAUUAACCUCUGAAUGCAAUUCGUCCUCUACAAAUGAUCCAAAAUGCCGCUGUGUGGCUUGUUUCCAACCUGCUUAAGUUCUCCCACACCACCCCACUGCUGUGUUCCUCCACUGACUUCCUGUAGCUGCAGGCAUCAGAUUCAAAACACUGAAUGAAGAAUGGACCAGAUCUAUCUUACCUCAAAGCUCUUAUUACUCCUCACACUGUACCUCACUCCCUCAGAUCUACUAGCACUGCUCCCACCAUCUCUCAGGGUUAGAGGUAGGUCUACAUCUUCUUUGUUCUGGCAUCGAGGUGGUGGAAUGAACUUCUCCUUGAUGUCUGAACAGUCUGUUCAAAGCACGAAUGAAGCCCUAGCUCUUUCUGAAACACUUAAACUACUCUUAUUUUCCCUGUUUGCGUUAUGUAUUGUUGUAUGUUUUUAGGCUGAUGGCAUCCUAAGUCUGUGACUUAUUGAACCAGUGUUGAUGUUUUCAUUGAUAGAGACCUCAAAGCACUCUUGUACGUCGCUCUGGAUAAGAGCAUCUGUUAAAUACCAGGAAUGUAAAUGUACAUGUUAAUUGGUUUUUAGUCCCUGGUGAUGAACAGUGUGAAGGGAAACCAAUGCGAUCACCAAAUACGUUCACAUUACAAGUCAAGUCUUUUACUAAAGAAAGUGACACUAAAGAAGCCCUAACUGCAAAGGCCAUGGACUCUGCAUGCUAAUCUGGUAGGCUCUGAAACAAGGGCAGUUUCUAACAUCUGUUAUUUAAAAUUCAGACAAACAUCAUCAUGUCCACAAUAACAGCGAAAUCCCAGGUAUACUGCGUUUCUACGGCACAUUCCCACAUUUCCCAGUUCCUGUGUUCCUUGUCUGCCUGCCUGUCUGGUGUUAGUUGAACAUUAAAAACACUAAUGUCAUGUGCUUGGUUUAGUUCAUUUUCCCAACAUCCAAAAUGAGAAGUUCAUUACAAUGUUUUUGGUGUGUAGAUAUGGAGUAGUCUUCAGGUUAAGAGUGUGUGGAUCCACAAAUCCGUAAAUCCUGCAUUAGCACCACCAAGUGGACAAAUCUGGGGAUUGAUAUACUGUAUGUGUGUGAUUACAUUUAAUACAUAACUUUUUAUUAGAUAUAUCUUUACUGAGAUAGCAUUUACAAAAGAAGAACAUAUCGAAGUCUCAUGACUGAGAGCCGAAAGCUGGUUGCAAUGGAUUUUACUAGGAAACACGUCCCACACCCAGUCUGCCGCCAAACUGGGAGCCAAUGUUGGGAGAGAUGACUCUAUAACGGCUAUAUAAAAAUACAGUCAUAUUUGCACAAACUCAGAUAAAGUUUUCAUUAGUUUUAUGUAAAAUAAGCUAAUAAAAUACCUUUGAGUUGGGAGUGGUGAGGUUAUUGAGAUAGUAGAAACACUGCAUUUAAGAAAAUGAGCCGUUUCAUCGAUCUUACAGCUCAGCUAUCAAAAUAAUCAUGCACAACUCCCAAAGCUUUGCAGAUUCAUGGCCGAAACGAGUAGCAAUAAAGAUGACAAUUAGAAUUCUAUAAAACAUUUUUAUUGCAUCAUUGCUAUGCAUUUAUUCUAGACAGAUUUUCAUAUUCAUAAUAUUAUCUAGAGAAUCUUAUAACAACUCAUAAUGUAUCUGUGUUCUAUGAAUGUGUGGAUAUAUAUUCGGCAUGCGUAUUUGGCUUGUGUGUGUGUGUGUGUGUGUAUGUGUGCAUGUGUGUGUGUGUGAUAGAUAUAGGGGUCUUCUCACUUCUAAUUGUGCUUCCUCAUUCCCUUUCCUUGCUUCCCUUGCUCACAUCUCGGCUCCUCUUUCUGAGGACGUGAGGAAAGGAUGCCGGGAUGGAAUGUAGACCGGGUGUGGACAGAGGAAUCGAUGGCGAAG